This is a messenger RNA of Zalophus californianus (California sea lion), 4449 nucleotides long. It is a transcript of the gene ITGA9, whose product is annotated as integrin subunit alpha 9. The record is from RefSeq and is a predicted model, not a curated record. Lineage: Eukaryota; Metazoa; Chordata; Mammalia; Carnivora; Otariidae. Gene Ontology annotation, molecular function: integrin binding. Gene Ontology annotation, biological process: cell-matrix adhesion; cell-cell adhesion; integrin-mediated signaling pathway. Gene Ontology annotation, cellular component: integrin complex; external side of plasma membrane.
CCAAGCGCGCAGACCUCUCGGCCGGACUGAGGACGCCGCCCGCUCCGGGCCGCCCCUGCGCUCGCUUUCGGCGCCCGCUCGGCCUACCGCCCCGGGGCCAGCGCCGCUUCCCGCCAGCGUCGGAGCGCAGAGCUCCCGCCUCCGGGAGCCUCCCGGCCGUCGGCGGACCCCGCGGCCCCGGCGCCCGCGCGCUCGGCGCCCUGCUCGCGGGGCACAGCGGAGGGCGGCGGCCGGCUGGGGAUGGGCGGCCCGGCGGCGCGGAGGGGCGCCGGGGGGCUCCGCGCGCUGCUUCUAGCGCUGGUGGCCGCGGGGACCCCCGCGGGCGCCUACAACCUCGAUCCGCAGCGCCCCGUGCGCUUCCAGGGGCCCGCCGGUUCCUUCUUCGGCUACGCGGUGCUGGAGCACUUCCACGACAACACGCGCUGGGUCCUUGUGGGUGCACCAAAGGCAGAGUCCAAGUACAGCACUUCAGUGAAGUCCCCUGGGGCUGUGUUUAAGUGCCGUGUCCACACCAACCCCGACCGGAGAUGCACCGAAUUGGACAUGGCUCGAGGGAAGAACCGGGGCAUGCCGUGUGGAAAGACCUGCCGGGAAGACCGGGAUGAUGAGUGGAUGGGGGUGAGCCUGGCCCGGCAGCCCAAGGCUGAUGGCCUCGUGCUGGCCUGUGCCCACCGCUGGAAGAACAUCUACUAUGAAACAGACCAUAUCCUGCCCCACGGCUUCUGUUACAUCAUCCCAUCCAAUCUCCAGGCCAAAGGCAGGACACUGAUCCCUUGCUAUGAAGAGUAUAAGAAGAAGUACGGAGAGGAACACGGCUCCUGCCAGGCUGGGAUAGCAGGCUUCUUCACUGAGGAGCUGGUGGUGAUGGGCGCCCCAGGGUCAUUUUAUUGGGCCGGGACAGUCAAAGUGCUGAACCUUACGGACAACACCUAUUUCAAACUGAACGAUGAAGCAAUCAUGAACAGACGGUACACUUACCUGGGCUAUGCGGUGACAGCCGGCUCCUUCUCUCGCCCAUCCACCACCGAUGUGGUAGGAGGUGCCCCCCAGGACGAAGGCAUCGGGAAGGUUUAUAUUUUUAGAGCUGAUCGAAGAUCAGGCACCUUAAUUAAGAUUUUUCAGGCAUCAGGUAAAAAGAUGGGCUCUUACUUCGGCUCCUCCUUAUGUGCAGUUGACCUGAACGCGGACGGCCUCUCUGACCUGCUGGUGGGGGCCCCCAUGUUCUCUGAGAUCAGGGAUGAGGGGCAGGUCACUGUCUACAUCAACAGAGGAAAUGGAGCCCUCGAGGAGCAGCUGGCCCUGAGUGGUGAUGGCGCCUACAAUGCACACUUUGGGGAGAGCAUCGCCAGCCUGGGUGACCUUGAUGAUGAUGGGUUCCCAGAUGUGGCCAUUGGCGCACCCAAGGAGGACGACUUCUCCGGGGCCGUCUAUAUCUAUCAUGGCGACUCUGGCGGGAUCAUCCCUCAGUACUCAAUGAAACUGUCAGGCCAGAAGAUAAGUCCAGUUCUGCGGAUGUUUGGGCAGUCCAUAUCAGGAGGCAUUGAUAUGGAUGGAAAUGGCUAUCCUGAUGUAACUAUUGGAGCCUUCAUGUCUGACAGCGUGGUUCUUCUAAGGGCGAGACCUGUCAUUACAGUGGAUGUCUCCAUCUUCCUCCCAGCCUCCAUCAACAUCACGGCGCCUCAGUGUCACGAUGGGCUGCAGCCUGUGAACUGCCUCAACGUCACCGCCUGCUUUAGCUUCCAUGGCAAGCACGUUCCAGGAGAACUUGGCCUCAAUUACGUUCUGACGUCUGAUGUGGCCAAAAAGGCAAAGGGCCAGCUGCCCAGGGUCUACUUUGUGUUGCUGGGAGAGUCCGUGGGUCAGAUCACAGAGAAGCUGCAGCUGGUCCACAUGGAGGAGACGUGUCAUCACUACGUGGCCCACGUGAAGCGGCGAGUGCAGGACGUCAUCAGUCCCAUCGUGUUUGAAGCUGCCUACAGCCUGGGCGAGCACGUGACUGGAGAGGAGGAGAGAGAACUGCCCCCUCUAACACCAGUGCUCCGCUGGAAAAAGGGACAGAAGAUUGCCCAGAAGAAUCAGACCGUCUUUGAAAGGAAUUGCCGUUCAGAGGACUGUGCCGCCAACCUGCAGCUCCAGGGUCGGCUGUUGCUCUCCAGUGUUGAUGGAAAAACCCCCUAUCUAGCUUUGGGGGCUGUGAAGAAUAUCUCCCUAAACAUCUCCAUCUCAAACCUCGGGGAUGAUGCUUAUGAUGCCAACGUGUCCUUCAACGUUUCCCGGGAGCUCUUCUUCAUCAACAUGUGGCAGAAGGAGGAAAUGGGCAUUUCCUGUGAACUGCUCGAAUCAGACUUCCUCAAAUGCAGCGUGGGAUUCCCUUUCAUGAGGUCAAAAUCGAAGUACGAAUUCAGCGUGAUCUUUGACACAAGCCACCUGUCUGGGGAAGAGGAAGUCCUUAGCUUCAUCAUUACUGCUCAGAGUGGCAACGUGGAACGCUCUGAGUCCCUGCAUGACAACACCCUCAUGCUGACAGUGCCGCUGAUGCACGAAGUGGACUCGUCCAUCACUGCAAUCAUGUCUCCAACCUCCUUUGUGUACGGCGAGUCUGUGGAUGCCUCCAACUUCAUUCAGCUGGAUGACCUGGAGUGCCAUUUCCAGCCCCUCAACAUCACCCUUCAGGUCUAUAACACUGGGCCAAGCACCCUUCCUGGGUCAUCUGUCAGCAUCGCUUUCCCCAAUCGACUGUCAUCUGGAGGUGCAGAGAUGUUUCAUGUCCAGGAGGUGGUGGUGAGCCAAGAGAAGGGAAACUGUUUCCUUAGAAAAACCCCAACCCCCUGCAUCAUCCCUCAAGAGCAAGAAAAUAUCUUCCAUACAAUAUUUGCCUUUUUCACAAAGUCUGGAAGAAAAGUCUUGGACUGUGAAAAACUAGGAAUUUCUUGCCUAACGAUGCACUGUAACCUUAGUGCGCUUGCUAAAGAAGAAAGUCGUACUAUAGACAUUUACAUGCUGCUGAACACAGAAAUAUUGAAGAAGGACAGUUCAUCUGUCAUCCAGUUUAUGACCCGCGCGAAGGUCAAGGUGGACCCUGCCCUGAGGGUGGUGGAGAUAGCCAAUGGGAACCCAGAGGAGAUGAUGGUGGUCUUCGAAGCCCUGCACAACCUGGAGCCCCGGGGCUAUGUGGUGGGGUGGAUCAUCGCCGUAAGUUUGCUGGCGGGAGUCCUCAUCUUCCUGCUGCUGGCUGUAAUACUCUGGAAGAUGGGCUUCUUUCGCCGAAGGUACAAAGAAAUCAUUGAAGCGGAGAAAAACCGGAAAGAGAACGCAGAUGGUUGGGACUGGGUCCAGAAAAACCAGUGACCUGCCCCACCAGUCACAUGACCCCACCAUCCGCCUGGCAUCCUUGAUCUUUGUAUCUUCCAUAUUUGGAAGAAAGAAUCUUCUCCAGAUUUUCCGGAGGCCCCGCUGAUGCUGUCCUCUUCCUCACGUUACCAAGCCCAGGAGCCCACCUGAGGCAGCCACUCUGGCCAGGUCACAUGACUAGAGCCACCACCCAUUUCCUUUUAGAGAUGAACCCCAAACUUUGGAAAGCAAACUACAGAGCUGAGCGAUAUUUAUGGCUGCAACCUGCGUGGUCGACCCUCAGGGGAAAACUGUUACCUAAAAGUAUUUUUAUAAAUAUAAGCCUUUUAUACUGAUUAUGUCUUUAUAUUUGUAUCAAUGUCUUAUUAUGUCUAUUAAAUAGUUAUAUAAUUCACUCAAGCACUGAUAUCUGGCCUGAGAGCUUGAGCGUACAUGUGCAUUCAUACAAAUUUUAAAGAGUAAAAACCUGAUCGUACUUUGGAACUUGCUGUUAAAAGAGACUUGCGGAUAAAAUAAUCUGAAGAAACCUCGUGGGAUGAAUCCACCAAGCUGGCGGUGCUGCACAUAAACUGUGGUGGUGGCAAGACCCCUAAAACGAUUCACAUCUUCAUCGCCUUGGAGUCAAGUUCAAAGUAAUGUGCUAAAGAACUCGAAGUGGUUUUUCAUAUGUACCUGUCAUUGGAAGAUUUCCAGCAGGAAUUUGGAUGGAAAAACCUGACCCUGGCACAGGUCUGCUCUGCAUCACCUAUACAGCAGACAUCACACCCUCCUUCCACUUGGGUUAAUAAAUGAGAGCUUGGAGCAAGGCCAUUUGGUCAUCUGGUAAACCUCAGAAUGGCGUCUCAUCCUGGACAUCAUGCGUCAGAGUCCACACACCACAGGGACUAAAUCCGUGCCCAGCGAGCAAAGACUUGUGUCUGAAUGCUGUGAUGCGUUGCCUUUUCAUUGAGUUCAGAGGUCUCCACUUCUCCUACCCUUUUGCUGUCCCAGCUAAUGGUGACUGCAGAUCCCUUCCCAGAGAUGACCAUUCAACCUGUCCUUCGUUUUUAAAAUACUGUCUUAAGUGGGGUUCCCAAAAAGCAAACUCUGAUACAAGGA